Thunnus maccoyii (southern bluefin tuna) is the source of this 1827-nucleotide messenger RNA. RefSeq lists its product as uncharacterized. Gene Ontology annotation, molecular function: nucleic acid binding; zinc ion binding. The transcript has a single exon. The coding region runs from base 45 to 1793 and encodes 582 amino acids. Gene Ontology annotation, biological process: DNA integration. The record is from RefSeq and is a predicted model, not a curated record. NCBI's taxonomy places the organism in Eukaryota, Metazoa, Chordata, Actinopteri, Scombriformes, Scombridae.
AGUUUGACAUCUCGCCGGAGACGUAUCGUCAGCUGUUCCGGUCCAUGGCGUUGCCAUGCGGGGAGAACCCUUCAGAGACCUACCACCGCUUAAAGGGUCUCUACCGACGAUGGAUUCGUCCGGUGCAGCACACAAAGGAGCAGAUCGGUGAGCAGAUCAUUUUGGAGCAGCUUCUACGUGUCAUCCCUACAGACAUCCGCACCUCGGUGAAGGAGCACGAGCCCACAGAUGGACUAGCUGCGGCCAAGCUAGCGCAACAGUACAUCAACGCACGAAGGGGAGGCCCAGCUUCAUACCAAGGUGGUCCCGGUCGUCAGCCUUCUUCCCAGCCCAGACCAGCAGCCAGAGCCAACCCACCUCUGCCAGGAGAACGCCACCCUGCACCCAGCCAGCACAGUUCCAGUAAGGAGCUCAUCUGCUUUUACUGUCAGCAGGCAGGCCACAAAGCUUCUCUAUGCCCCAUCAGAAAAGCUAAACUGAGUGGUGCAUGCUACACUCCCCGCACUGAGGAUGGAAGAGCUGUGGGAAGGCGGCAGCGUGUUCAAGGCAUUACCAUUAAUGGUGAACCUGUGACUGCUCUGGUUGACUCGGAUAGCUUUCUGACGCUGGUCCGUAGGGAUUUAGUGCCAACGGGCAUUGUGGACUAUAGCAGACAGGAGGACAUUUUGUGCGUGCACGGGGACAGCCAUUCCUACCCUACUGCUGAUCUGACUGUGGUGGUGGAUGAGCAACCCUAUUUGAUGACUGUGGGGGUGGUGGAAAAGCUGCCUGUAGCUGCCAUACUGGGAUGGGACUUACCGGUGCUACUUGAUGUGCUGCUGGAUGUGGAGGCCAAAGACAGUGACGGGGUUAAGAGCUUGUCUGGUCAGGUGAUCACCCGCGCCCACGCCAGAGCGGGGGUGACGUCCGACCCAUGGCAGAGAAAGGGACCAGAUCCAGAACCCUUUUCAACCCUGGACAGCAGUUUGUUUGAGGGGGGCACAAAGGGCCCGAGGAAGUCUCGCCGCCAGCGGCGUUUUGAAAAGGAGCUUAAAACCAGGCAGCCAGACUGUAAAGAGGGACUAACAAAGGACAUAUGGAAGGUGCCUGGGGACAUGUGGGCCUUGCAAAGGGAGGAUGGGACUCUUAAGACAUUGUUCACCAAAGCAGUUGGGGGGCUGGAUAUGGCAAAGGAGGGAAAAGAAUGCUUUGUCAUUGACAACGAUGUCCUGUAUGCACUGGCUGACGGGGUCAAGCGUCUCGUGGUUCCUGGGUCAUGUCGACCAAUGAUAAUGCACCUGGCACACACCUUGCCUUGGGCUGGUCAUCUUGGUCGCAACAAAACCUAUCUGCGCCUAGCCUCCAGAUUCUAUUGGCCCUCCAUGUAUACAGAUGUCCAAACUUUCUGCAGAACCUGUUCCACCUGCCAGAAAACCUGCUAUGUCCGCCAAUCAGACUGUGCCUACCUCCAGCCUCUGCCCAUUAUCGCCACCACUUUUAGGCGUAUAGCCAUGGACAUUGUUGGCCCCUUGGUGCGAAGCAGUACAGGGCAUCAGUACAUUCUGGUGGUCUGUGAUUAUGCCACAAGGUUUCCUGAGGCCUUUCCCUUGUGCACUGUCACUGCCCCUGCUGUGCUGCGGUGUCUUGUCCAGCUGUUCUCCAGGGUUGGUGUUCCGGACGAGAUCAUAACAGACCAGGCGACAAACUUCACCUCCAGACUCCAGCAGCUCUUCCAUCAACAGUUGGGCAUUGCAGCAAUAAAGACCACCCCAUACCACUCGCAGACUGAUGGGUUGGUCGAACGGUUCAACUAAACCCCGAAGAAGAUGCUGCAGAAGUUCGUCGCCG